Messenger RNA from Peronospora matthiolae, 162 nucleotides. The record is from the annotation of a GenBank genome assembly. NCBI's taxonomy places the organism in Eukaryota, Oomycota, Peronosporomycetes, Peronosporales, Peronosporaceae.
AUGCCUUGGCGCAUCGCCAACAAUGUCAUUACCGACAUUAAGUGGGGUGCCAUCACGGACGACCUCACUUUGGGGAUGCUUACGGGCCACUCCACGCGCAUCCCAGGGAUCACACCUAGGAUGACUCAGCUUCAAGCCAUCAAAGUUUCCAGCAUUCAGUGA